Molecule: messenger RNA, 5418 nt
Organism: Spirometra erinaceieuropaei
Lineage: Eukaryota; Metazoa; Platyhelminthes; Cestoda; Diphyllobothriidea; Diphyllobothriidae
Source: the annotation of a GenBank genome assembly
AUGGUUUGUGCGUUUUUUAUGCUAACGACGUUGCAAUUGUUUUAGGGUGAACGGAAGGGAACAAACAAAUACUAUCCACCCGAUUUUGAUCCAAAACGUCACAAAAGUCUCAACGCGUACCAUGGAGUCCACGCCUUGCGAGAACGUGGCCGAAAGGCUGAUCAAGGUGUUCUCAUUAUCCGGUUUGAAAUGCCCUUUAACUGCUGGUGUCUGUCCUGCAAGAAGCCCAUUGGCAUGGGUGUCAGAUACAACGCUGAGAAAAGGAAAGUUGGCAUGUACCACUCAACUCCGAUUUACCAAUUUACCAUGAACUGCGCCAUGUGUGCGGGUGCCAUUGUUAUACAAACCGAUCCCCAAAACUUUGACUACUCAUGCAUUGAGGGCGUUCGCCGGAAGUGUCAGACAUGGGAUCCAGAGGAGAACGAACAGAUUGUUAUCCCAGGUUCGCUUCUUCUCUGUUUAUUCUUUUGCAGAUUUAUCUAUUUUCUCCCACUGCGUUAAGUGACCACGGAUAUUUAUUACGAUUCAGUCCGGCCUUUUUGACCAGUUUUAAGUGUAAGCUGUUUUUUGGCAAUUCUUAGCUGGAAAAUGUCUCCAGUGUAUGUAUGUAUCAACAGACUUUUUUCAAUCUUUCUGUCCUGCGUAGGACUGAAAAAGCCCAAACUCAAAAAAAAUACUUCGUGCCUCGAAGUCUUGGGGUUGAUAACCUCCAACUUUCGCUUACACACAAUCAUAGCUCAGCAUUAUCUACCAGAAUAGUCGUCUGUUCUGACAGAUGCGCAUUACAACUUGAGGCCGGUAAGGUAUAUCUUGAUGGGCCAAAAGGCCAUGCGCCUGACCAAAACCUUGUCAGAUGUAUCGACGUCUUUCCUUUUAACAGCCUCUUGUUUCCAAGAUGCUCGGACCGCUUACUUUUUACUCUGACAGUGUUGAGUUACAAAAACGCCUCGUUAAAUUUCAAGGAAUUUGUGCCAUCGCAGCUUUGACAGAUGAAUCGGUCGACAUACCUCCCAUUUAGGAAGGUACGCAUGCACAGGUUGGAAGAUUGGGGGCGUUAAGCAUGUUAACUGCGACAAAUACUGCCAGACCGUCUAAUUUUAUCACUGUUUACAAAGACGCGCGAUGAAUUAGAUCAAGCGCCUCAGUAAGGUCUGGUGGCAACUGUCUGAAUUUGAAAAUGUACGAAUAGAACUGCUUGAUCGGUGUCUGAACGCCCUUUUCGAAAAUCGGCUCGGCCAGAUCUAGUCUUCGAAUCCCGCGCACAUAAUAACGGUUCACGAAAAAAUAUAGCAGAACUCAUCCAGCAUUGUCAAUAAAGUAUAAUGCGGUAGUUCUCACACGAGAGUCCACCUUCUUUUCCAGGGGUAAGCUUAAGCGUAGCCCAAACAAACUCACUUAUUCGCGCUUCUUCACCUACCUGGUAAAGACUAAUAUUCUUUUAGUUACUCUAUGCAAUACCGUUCCCUGCUGCCUUCUGCCUGGGUUGCAAGGCGCGAAUGCACUUUUAUUAAGAUUGUCGUUUGUGUCGGUCCACCACAACCUUGCGAUAUGUUGACCCCUGACGCAAGGUCUGUCCGGCUUGCUGCAAAGAUGUGCUCCUAGACAUGCCUGAACGAAAGGGUUUUCUGAUUCGUUUUAUUGAGUACUGAGUGAUUAUCGUGGAAAAUGUUAAUUUCAGACAGCUUAACAUAUAGCGUUGACAAGGAACUGUUUGCCAUACAACAACUUACUUAUUCAGGAAGUGCACACGACCCUUGUUUCUUUUUCUCAUCCGGUCACUCGUUGGAAAAAAGGACGCAUAACAUGUUCGCAGCGUUGUAUUCUCUUUAUAUGAAGCCAGUCAAAAAUAACACGUGCCUUAAUUUGCAAAUUGCUUUAAAAAUCUAGAAGCCAUUUUCUUAAACCUAUAGUUUUGCUGAAAUACCUGAAUCAGAAUCUUCCGAUGCCCAAUCUACACCGUGUGAGCAUAAUUCUCUUAGGAACCUUUGCUUUAAAAUCUGAUAUCACUCAUGAGUUGUUCUAAUAAAGGCUGAUUUUUGAUGUUUAGAUUAUAAAGAAAAGCAAAAGCUUGCCGUUGAUGCCAUGUACCAGGUCGAGCAUGGUGUCAAGGAUAAGGAGAAGGCAGCCAUCGUGCACCCAGCAAUUGCAGACCUGGAAGCCAGUAAAAGCGCUUUUAAGGACGAAUUUGCACUCAACUGUCUUGUGAGGAAACAGUUUCGGGUAAGUCUUGUUUGGCUGCGUAGUCCUUAAUAUUUAGUAUACAGGGAAGACUUAUGUGAUGGCUUCUUAUCUCUGAAACUUUAAGGAGGCCAAGCGUGCUGCCAGCAAAGCGGCCUCGCGAGAUGAAGUCCUAGUCAGUCGACUCUCCUUAGCUGGUUCGCAGGUUAAGCUGCUACCUGAAGUGGAUGAUGAUGCCAGCAAGGCCAAGCUAAUUCGUCUUAUGCACAGAAAAUAUCAAGGUACGUUACUCAGCUUUGUUAACCGUUCUGUUUUCGUUUUUUCUAUCGCUCUCUUUUUAUCAGGAAUUUGUCGAUAGUUAUCCAUGGUCAUCACCACCUUCACAGUCCUGAAACCUCUCUAUUGGACGGACAGGUGAAACUGUCAUCCGGUGGAUGACAUCAUUUUCCUCAUGCACCACGCCAAUCGUAACAGACUCCGCUACUCGAGACAGCCAAGCUUUUGCGCUCUUGCGAUGGGCCAAACGAAAUGAUUAAUAAACAUUCGAGGACUUGUAGGUAGCAGCACCGAAACUCACCUCUUACUACUUUAACGCAGACGUGAACAGGCACUUUGGUUCUGUUUAAACACCCCUUGUCGAACUCAGUUUGUAAGGUUUUACGUAGUAUAUUUUCUAUCGGCUUUUGUCCUCCCGGGUGCGUGGUAUAAGAAAAGAUAAUCUCUACUACAAAUCCGACCGUCAGAAGUAGCUUCACAGAGUCGUCUGGACUACAGAGGACCUGGAUUUCACUCACCCCAGCCGGCGGUGUCAACCUGUAGUGUCGGAAUGAGGGCAUCUUGACAACCAGCCGAGUGCGCUACGACAGACCUUUAAACCCGACUGCCCAGUUUGCAGAAGAACCACGGCCCACAAUCUACCUUUCCCCUUACACCAACCUUCUGGAAGCUCGGCAAAGGCCGAAUGGCUGUUCCAGUUGGGAUUUAAGUUGCUGAGUUACUAUCGAUGCGGAGACAGGCCACAAGAGACUCAACCGUAUUUGCAAUUCAAUGAUUCUGGAGCAACGAUAGACCCGAAGUGCUCGUAACUAAACCAUGUAACCAUUGAAAAAGUGCGUAGCGGAUUACGUGACAUGAAGACGCUGGGAAAAACUGCAAGAAAUCCCUCAUAAGGGCCAAACAUUUUCCUUUAGCAUGUUGCGAAAUGGCUAACAUCCCGAUCUCAACGACUGUUAAGAGGACGAUAGCUACGUCUACUGCGAUACCUACCAGAUAUUUCGAAUUAGAGGAGAAACCUCUGACCACAUGCUCAUUGAACUUUUUCGCUUCGUCACUCCAUACUCGGCGAUUUCCAAAACCCAAAGGACGCCAUUCUUCUGUGAAUGAUGGCAAAACAUUUGUGGUGUUGUCUAUCCGCCCAGUGUAUUGCACUCAGUAUCGUCGACCAUCCACUUGCGUAUCAUCAGUUUUUGGGUGACCACUGACAGACGAACUCCAGCCCUCUCACCCACCCUGUCAGUUAAUAACGAAGUCCCAGUCACUUUUCUCAGUAACUCCGCUUCAUUUGCCACUGUAGCGUAUGCAAUUGAAGGUAGGGUACAUCAAACGACGUUUUUGAUGUAGAACCUGUGAAUCCUGCGUCAACACACGCCACUCUGUUCUAUUCUGCGCAUCGACUCGCCGUUCGACACAAAUCCACUCCUGAACUUGCCCCAUCUGUUUGACGACUAGCUAGAUUAACGACGUCCACAAUAGUAAUUACUUGCUUACUGGAAACAACAGUCUUCAUCUGUAACAAAGUAAACUGCUUAGUCUACUAGUCGAUCCGAGGAAGGACUAAUGAGGAGGCGCUCGUGAUGAGGGGACAGGGACUAAUAAGUAACCAGCUCGUCCGGCCGUUCCUUUCAGCCGAGUUGAUUUCAUCAUGUGAAAUUCAGAUCGCCAUUCACCGUUAUUUUCCGACAGCGCCAAACCCUAGGUGAGCAUAACUUCAUCACAGAGUGACUUGCAGACGUUUCGGAAGCCUUUCCGCCGAAUUCGACUGACGUAUCCAGGACGCGUCAAGAAAUUUAACAGGGGAUUGCCCUCGCGUCCACUAAUUUGAUUGAUUGUGAAAUACAUGCCACGCCAAGGAAUAUCCACAUUAGGACCCAGUUCAACCAGAAACUCGCAAAGAUUAUGUUGCAAAUUCGUGUUAAAGCGUCUAUGGCCCUGGUGCAGUGGUGCGGGCGACUAGUGAACGAGUCUAACCAGUGUAACUGGAGACGAAAAAGGACCAGGGUCCCUGAGAUUAACUCUUGCUCCUUCCCCUUUCACUGGGAUUUCUCUGCUGUGGCCAUCUUCCUAUCGGAUCGGAUCAACCGUAGUGUUGGCGACUCCACCAGGGCAAGCGCUGCUUAAGCACAUUUGACCUUCAAUUAGUCACAAACCUCCCGAAAACGCGGUCUCACUCAUACUCAACCUUGAGUGCGACUUGUAAAUUUCCUCAUUCGUAAGGGCACGAUGAUGCUGUGUCCAACCUGUGCUGCAGACACUGCAGACCAUGCGAAAGAGCCUCUGAAAUGUUUCCGUGCGCGCGUACAUCCGUCCCACGAACUCCCUCUCACUGUCUCAAACUCACCGUUGCCACCUAACUCACAGCAUUGCAGCAAUGGCCAGCGCAAACGUAGGAUCGACGACCCGUCAGGAUGUCAGGCCGGUUAUCGAAUCCGAUGUAUUCAGCUUUCGUCCUGGUCUUACGCUCCCCAUUCCAUGAUAUCCUUGUUUAUGUCUAGCUCCUUAUUGACUUAUCUUUGUUGCCAUGUCUUUAUAGGUACCAUUAGUAAGGACAGUAAAGCCGGACUCGAAAAUCAUGUGCUUUUCCAGAGUACAUCACGAGCAUCAGUACCGGCGUCCAUUUCAAGACAGAACACCAGUAGUCGCAGUCAGUCCAAUUCCACCGACUCAGAGGGUACAAUUAAGUCGGACAGCCUGGCACUCCAAGUAACGAAGGAAACUGUGAGGGCACACUGGAUGGCACAAAGGGCUGGGGCAUUUUCCUCGUCUACGAAGUCGGAAAAGGAGCCGCUGCACCACUUAGAUCUCUCAGCAGCAGUCAAGUCGGGCUUGAUUCGACGGGUCUCGACCUCCGGUGACUCUGGCGACCCCGAUUGCUCAUCCAUCAAGGCGCAGAAGGUCGACGAGAUGCUGCCCCCACCAUCGAUGCCAGGCGCCGGUUUAGUCGGUUACGAUGAUAGCGACUAG